Molecule: messenger RNA, 3845 nt
Organism: Podarcis muralis (Common wall lizard)
Lineage: Eukaryota; Metazoa; Chordata; Lepidosauria; Squamata; Lacertidae
Gene: ANPEP
Product: alanyl aminopeptidase, membrane
Biological process (GO): peptide catabolic process; proteolysis
Cellular component (GO): plasma membrane; cytoplasm
Molecular function (GO): zinc ion binding; metalloaminopeptidase activity; peptide binding
Source: RefSeq, a predicted model, not a curated record
GGAUGACAGAGAGCGACUGGCCAGGACAGAGGCAGCCUCCUCGCUCCUUUCCCUCUCUUGAGCCUGGUUUCCUCUGUCCCGCCCAGCAGCCCAGGGGUUAAGACGGUGAGGGAUCAGCGCAGGGCUGGCUACUUCCUUCGGAGCUUUGGAAAGAGCCCUCUCCUUGUGACUGAUUUUGGAGAGAGCAGCCGAGAGCAGGCCAGGCGCCGUGGGCCAGGAGAACGCCCCAGCCUGCUCCAACUAGGAACUCGGCUGUGAAUGGAGCCCAGCCUGGGGAUGGGGGAGUCAAGGGCCAAGGGAAGUUGUCUGCAAGAUUGGGAAGCCUCAGUGACCUUCGCCCAUCUCUCAGCUGUUUGAUGAUUAACUAAUGAACCAGGAUCAGUAAAACCCCAGAGCCCACAUAUAAGAGGCCUGCAGGUCCUUGCCUUCUCUUUCUCACAGAUUCACUCUCUUGCCACCCUCAACCAUGGCCAAAGGCUUCUUCAUCAGCAGGACGCUGGGCAUAGUUGGGAUCGUUCUUGCGGUUGCCGCUGUGGCCACCAUCAUUGCUCUGGCGGUUGUCUAUGCAGAGGAGAAGCAGAAGUCAAGCAAUGAUGUGUCUGACCCAACCCCAUCUAGCUCCAUCUCUACCGCCACUACCACCACCAGAGCUACCGCUGCUACCACCACCAGUGCUGCCACCCCCAGUGUUCCUGGCACUACGGCCAACCCAAACGACCCUUGGAAUCAAAUGCGGCUACCCAAGACCCUUGAGCCCGUGCACUAUGAUGUCACCCUGCAACCCUUCCUGACCCAGGAUGCUCAAGGACUCUAUGUCUUCACGGGCAACAGCACAGUGCAAUUUGUGUGCGUGGAGCCCACCGACCUCAUCCUCAUCCACAGCAAGAAGCUCAGCUACACCGAGCAAGCGGGGAACCUCGUCUCUCUGCGUGGGGUAAACGGGUCCACAGCACCAGCCAUCUCUCGGACCUGGCUGCAGGAGAACACUGAAUACCUGGUGGUGCAGCUUAGCGGAAGCCUCCAGCAGAAUGCGUCCUAUGAGCUGCUGAGCAGCUUCCGUGGUGAGCUGGCGGAUGACCUGGCUGGCUUCUAUCGCAGUGAAUACAUGGAGGAUGGGGUUCGCAAGGUGGUGGCCACAACGCAGAUGCAGGCGGCUGAUGCCCGGAAGGCCUUUCCUUGCUUUGAUGAGCCGGCCAUGAAGGCCACCUUCACCAUCGUGUUGAUCCACCCAUCUGACCAUGUGGCUCUCUCGAACAUGCCUGUGCAGAGCACCACACAGAUGCAGCUGGACGGACAGCCUUGGAACCGGACAGUAUUUCAUCCCACACUCAAGAUGUCAACCUACUUGCUUGCUUUCAUCGUCAGCCAGUUUGACUAUGUGCAGAGAGAACAGAAUAACACCUUGAUGCGAAUUUGGGGCCGCCCCAAAGCCAUUGCAGAGGGCCAGGGAGACUACGGCAUCAGUGUCACUGGACCCAUCCUGGCUUUCUUUGAGAAGCAUUACGCCACACCUUACCCACUGAGCAAACUAGACCAGGUCGCCCUCCCGGACUUCAAUGCCGGCGCCAUGGAGAACUGGGGGCUGUUGACCUAUCGUGAGAACUCCUUGCUCUUUGACCCACUCUUCUCCUCCAUUGGGAACAAGGAGCGGGUGCUGACCGUCAUCGCUCACGAAGUGGCCCAUCAGUGGUUUGGGAACCUCGUGACCCUCCGUUGGUGGAAUGACCUGUGGCUGAACGAGGGCUUUGCAUCCUAUGUGGAAUAUCUUGGUGCCGAUGCGGCGGAGCCCACCUGGGAUAUUAAAGACCUGAUGGUCUCCAGCGAAAUGUACCGUGUGAUGGCCAUUGAUGCACUGGCUUCCUCGCACCCGCUGUCCUUCCCCGAAGCGGAGAUCAACACACCAGCGCAAAUCAGCGAAGUCUUUGAUGCCAUCGCCUACAGCAAGGGAGCUUCAGUCCUGCGGAUGCUCUCCGAAUUCCUCACUGAGGACUGCUUCAAAAAGGGGCUGCAGUCAUACUUUCAGGCCUUCGCAUAUGGAAACACCGUCUACGAUGACCUCUGGCAUCACCUCCAGUGGGCAGUAGAUGAAGACAGGUUUGAACUCCCUGGCACAGUCAAAGAAAUCAUGGACCGGUGGACCUUGCAGAUGGGCUUCCCAGUGGUGACUGUGGACACUGCUACUGGGAGCCUCACUCAGAAGCAUUUCUUGCUGGACCAAACAUCUGUUGUUAACCGAUCCUCACAAUUCAACUACACCUGGAUCGUCCCUGUCUCCUCAAUGAAGUCAGAUAAUCCAAUACCCUUGUACUGGCUCACAAGCACAACAGCUCAGAACUCCAACUUCUCAAUUGGGGCUGAUCCUAACACGUGGCUGCUCCUCAACAUUAACGUCACAGGAUAUUUCCGGGUGAACUAUGACCAGGGGAACUGGGACAGGCUCCUGGACCAGCUGAAGACAGACCACCAGAAAAUCCCAAUUCUUAACCGUGCUCAGCUGAUUGAUGACUCCUUCAACCUGGCCAGGGCAAAUUACACCAGCACGGAGCUGGCCCUGAACACCACCCUCUACCUGGGGAAUGAGAGAGACUACCUGCCCUGGAGUGCAGCACUCAGCAACCUGGGCUACUUCCAGCUCAUGUUCGACCGCAGCCAGGUGUAUGGGCCCAUGCAGAAAUACAUCCAGAAGCAGGUCACUCCUCUGUUCAAUUAUUAUAAGAACCUCACCGCUAACUGGACCAAAAUCCCAGAUGGCCUGAUGGACCAGUACAACGAGAUCUCUGCCAUCAACACAGCCUGCUCCUUUGGCAUCUCCGAGUGCCAGAACUUGGCCAGUGACUUGUUCAACACUUGGAUGAAUGACCCCAGCAAUAACCCGAUCGCACCCAACCUGCGCUCUGCCAUCUACUGCAGUGCCAUUUCUACAGGUGGGGAGGAGGCCUGGGACUUUGGCUGGCAGAUGUUCCUGAAUGCCACCGUGGUGUCUGAAGCUGACAAGCUCCGUUCUGCUUUGGCCUGCAGCCAGGAGCCCUGGAUCCUCCAGAGGUACCUUGAGUUCUCGCUGGACCCCACGAAGAUCCGCCGUCAGGAUGCCACGUCCACCAUCAUCAGCAUCUCCCGCAACGUGGUUGGGCAGGGCCUUGUGUGGGACUUUGUCCGCGCCAACUGGAAGACGCUCUUUGACCAGUACGGCGGAGGCUCCUUCUCCUUCUCCAACCUGAUCCAGGCGGUGACGCAGAGAUUCGCUUCCGACUUUGAGCUCCGGCAGCUGGAGCAGUUCAAGGCAGACAACGCGGAUGUGGGCUUUGGCUCAGGGACACGAGCGCUGGAGCAGGCCCUGGAGAAGACGAAGGCCAACAUCCAGUGGGUGGCUGCGAACAAGGAGCCUGCCCUGAAGUGGUUCCAGAGCCAGCUGUGAAGGUCUGGGGGAUCAGGCUGAGGUUGUCCGCAAGCAGUUUUGCUGUCUGUCUUUCCACGUUGCUCUGGAGUACCCCUUUACUGCCAAAGCUGUCUCUUCUCCCCCAUCCUUCUGUGAACCUCGUCCUGCUCCUUCCUGGCCACUGAAGAGGCCUGGCCGCGUCCACCACCCCAGAUUCCUUUCUGCCCUGGGGCAAACGGGCCACCCUUGCUUCUUCGCACUGCCCAGAAGCCUCUUCUCUUGCACUGCCUGUUUCCACAUUUGCCUCAGGGGUCCUGGGAGGGGGGAGGGAGGGGAAAGAGAGAGGGGUCCCCCUCUCGACCAUGGUGAUGUUCCCCCACCCAGAAAGCUCUGUAUAUUUUUAUACCCCUAACUUUAUAAAUUUUUAAACCCUAACUUUAUAAAUUAAAAAGUAGUAUCCUGAAUUAUA